CCCACUGCGAGUGCCUCUCGACGCCCAUCCCCCACCCCAGCAACUGCCGCACGCCGCGCCGUUGCAUGCCACUGCUGCCGCUGCAGAGUGCCCGUCUCACCUCGCUCCUCGCUCGCCGCGCCGCCUUUGCUGCGCCGCCGCCGCUGCUCCGUGCCGCGCCGCGCCCGCUGCUCCUCGCCCGCGCCCCUCCGCUCCUCCGCUCCGCCAUGUCUGACGCUGCGCCGGCCGCGGCGCCGAAGCUGCUGCUCGACGAGGUGACGGGCGACAUGGUCUCGAAGAACGAGCUCAAGGCGCGCCAGAAGAAGCGCAGCAAGGACGCCGAGAAGGCCGCAAAGGCCGCCGCCGCACCCGCGCCCGCCGACAAGCCCGCCGGCGCCGCCAAGGCUGCCGCCAAGGCCGACGACGAGGAGCUGACGCCGUCGCAGUUCUACGAGCGCCGCGCGCGCGAGAUCCUGCGCCUGCGCGAGACGCGCGACCCGGACCCGUACCCGCACAAGUUCCACGUCUCGUCGUCCAUCACCGACUUCAUCGAGCGCUGGGAGGGCCAGACCAAGGCCGGCGAGCACAUCGAGGGCGAGGUCGUGAGCCUGGCGGGCCGCAUCCACAACAUGCGCUCCGGCGGCAGCAAGAUCCGCUUCUACGACCUGCACGGCGAGGGCGUCAAGGUGCAGAUCACCGCGCAGAUCCAGAACCACACCGACGGCGACUUCUUCGCCGCGCACGACCUGCUGCGCCGCGGCGACAUCGUCGGCGUCAAGGGCUUCCCCGGCAAGACGAACAAGGGCGAGCUCUCCAUCUUUCCCUCGUCGAUCACGCUCCUGGCGCCGAACCUGCGCAUGCUGCCCAAGGCGCCCGCCGGCGCCGCGGCGCGCGGCGGCUUCACGGACCAGGAGCAGCGCUACCGCAAGCGCUACCUCGACCUGAUCAUGAACCCGCACGUGCGCGACAUCUUUGUCAAGCGCGCCAAGAUCAUCAACUACGUGCGCCGCUACCUCGACAACCUCGGCUUCCUCGAGGUCGAGACGCCGAUGAUGAACAUGAUUGCCGGCGGCGCCACGGCCAAGCCGUUCGUGACGCACCACAACGACCUCAAGCUCGACCUCUUCCUGCGCGUCGCGCCCGAGCUGUACCUCAAGGAGCUCGUCGUCGGCGGCCUGGACCGCGUGUACGAGAUUGGGCGCGUGUUCCGCAACGAGUCCAUCGACCAGACGCACAACCCCGAGUUCAGCAUCUGCGAGUUCUACAUGGCGUACGCCGACAUGCACGACCUCAUGGAGAUGACCGAGAGCCUCAUCUCGGGCCUCGUCAAGAGCGUCACGGGCGGCUACAAGGUCAAGUACCACCCCGACGGCAAGGACGUGCCCGGCGGGCGCGAGUUUGAGAUCGACUUCAGCACGCCGUGGAAGCGCUUCGACAUGAUCAAGGAGCUCGAGGCGAAGCUCGGCGUCACGCUGCCCGCCGCCGACACGCUGCACACCGAGGAGGCGCGCGUCUUCCUCUCCGACCUCGCCGCCAAGCACAACGUCGACUGCAGCGAGCCGCGCACGUGCGCGCGCCUCAUCGACAAGCUCGUCGGCGACAUCAUCGAGGUGCAGUGCGUGAACCCGAGCUUCAUCGUCGGCCACCCGCAGGUCAUGUCGCCGCUGGCGAAGCGCCACCGCGACAUUCCCGGCCUCUGCGAGCGCUUCGAGGUCUUUGUCGCCACCAAGGAGAUCUGCAACGCCUACACGGAGCUCAACGACCCCUUCGACCAGCGCGAGCGCUUCGAGGAGCAGACGCGCCAGAAGGACGCCGGCGACGACGAGGCGCAGGGCAUCGACCACGUCUUCGUCGACGCGCUCGAGCACGGCCUGCCGCCGACGGGCGGCUGGGGCAUGGGCAUCGACCGGCUAGUCAUGUUCCUGACGGACUCGAACAGCAUCAAGGAGGUGCUGGCGUUCCCGGCCAACAAGCCGCUGCCGACGCAGGAGGCUGCGCCGGCCACGGCCGCUACGUCGAGCAGUGCGCAGUGAGGUGCUCGGCAGGGCGGGGCAAGGGUGCGCGCCGCGCAGAUAGAUUAAUCGUAAGGCGGUAUACUAAGAG
Messenger RNA from Tilletiopsis washingtonensis, 2082 nucleotides. RefSeq names its product lysyl-tRNA synthetase. The transcript is spliced from 5 exons. The coding region runs from base 66 to 2012 and encodes 648 amino acids. The record is from RefSeq and is a predicted model, not a curated record. Gene Ontology annotation, molecular function: ATP binding; lysine-tRNA ligase activity; tRNA binding. NCBI's taxonomy places the organism in Eukaryota, Fungi, Basidiomycota, Exobasidiomycetes, Entylomatales. Gene Ontology annotation, biological process: lysyl-tRNA aminoacylation. Gene Ontology annotation, cellular component: cytoplasm; cytosol.